AUGUCGGGGUUCCCGGAAGAAAUCACAGUCGAUAUCCUCAAACGCUUACCGAUAAAAUCAGUGUUAAAAUUCAGGUGCGUCUGCAAAAAAUGGUACGAUAUACUCAAUGAUCCUGAGUUUCUUAAGAAACAACAAAAUCAUGAUUUGGGAGACGACGAUUCCACUUUAAUACUUAGAAAAGGCUGUGAUUACUACUCCAUUUCUAAUGAUACAUUCACAUCGAUAGCUUCGUCAUCAUCAUCAGAUGUAGCUAUAUCGUUAUCUGCAAAGGAUGUUAAGGAUCUUGAUUUCCCUAUCAUUUCUCCAAAGACUCCAAUGCCUUUCAUUGAGGAAACUGUUCAGGUUUUGGGUUCUUGUAAGGGAUUAAUUUGCUUUGUCCUUGUUUUUGCUCGUAUCCAUGGUCUUCUUAAUCCAUUUACUGGAGAGUACAGGAAAUUACCAUCACCAGGGUCAUCUAUUCCAUCUGGUAAAUCUUUGUUUUACAAUUAUGGGUUAGGUUAUGAUAGCAAGACUAGCGAUUACAAGUUGGUAAGGAUUGCGAAAUCAGACGAGAAUGUUCCUGAAGUCAAGGUUUAUACAGUAGGUUCAAAUUCAUGGAGGAGCAUUGAAAAUCUUGACAUCCCUUAUGUUUCUUGCAGAGGAACAUCUAGGUUUUUAAAUGGAUGUCUUCAUUGGAUAGCAAAUUAUAGUUUUCAAACACCUCGAGUCAUUGUUUCUUUUGAUUUGGGAAGUGAGACAUUCAAGGAAUUAGCGCUGCCAGAAAAUCUGAGAGGCGGCUCUAAUGUUUGUUUCAGUGCUGCAGGAGGGUGUCUUACGGUACUUUGUAGUGAUCCAUGUCCAUGGGGUCGGUUUGAUGUAUGGGUGAUGAAAGACUACGGACGGAGAGAGUCUUGGACUAGGCUCUUCACCAUUACUGAAAACAUCAAAUCAUUUGAAUAUAUAAUCAGAAGCUUUCGGCACUUAAGGUAA
Molecule: messenger RNA, 969 nt
Organism: Papaver somniferum (opium poppy)
Lineage: Eukaryota; Viridiplantae; Streptophyta; Magnoliopsida; Ranunculales; Papaveraceae
Product: F-box/kelch-repeat protein At3g06240-like
Exons: 1
Coding region: 1-969 (322 amino acids)
Molecular function (GO): protein binding
Source: RefSeq, a predicted model, not a curated record